Messenger RNA from Zygotorulaspora mrakii, 564 nucleotides. RefSeq names its product adenine phosphoribosyltransferase APT2 (gene APT2). The record is from RefSeq and is a predicted model, not a curated record. Gene Ontology annotation, biological process: AMP salvage; adenine salvage. The transcript has a single exon. NCBI's taxonomy places the organism in Eukaryota, Fungi, Ascomycota, Saccharomycetes, Saccharomycetales, Saccharomycetaceae. Gene Ontology annotation, molecular function: AMP binding; adenine phosphoribosyltransferase activity; adenine binding. The coding region runs from base 1 to 564 and encodes 187 amino acids. Gene Ontology annotation, cellular component: cytoplasm.
AUGUCCAUUGAGGCGUAUGCUCAAGAAUUGAAGGCUGCUCUUCAUCAAUAUCCCAAUUUCCCCCAGAAAGGUAUUCUGUUUGAGGAUUUUCUACCAAUAUUUAGAAAACCUGAUUUGUUUCAAAAGUUGAUAGAUGCUUUAGUCAUCCAUUUGAAGGAGACUUUCGCAGAAAAUAACAUUGAUUUCAUUGUUGGGUUAGAAUCCAGAGGGUUUUUGUUCGGCCCAUCUUUAGCCCUUGCACUGGGGGUUGGUUUCAUCCCAAUAAGAAAGCCAGGAAAACUGCCAGGUGAGUUGGUGACCGCAGCCUAUACAAAGGAGUAUGGUGAUGAUAGCAUGGAAAUGCAAAAAGAGGCCAUUCCAGCAAAUUCCAACGUUGUUAUCGUUGAUGAUAUCAUUGCCACGGGUGGCUCUGCUUCUGCAGCGGGAAGUUUAGUUAAACAAGUUAAAGCCAAUAUUCUAGAGUACUGCUUUAUUUUGGAACUGGACUUCUUGAAAGGUAAACAGAAAUUAGAUGCACCAGUCUUCACUUUGCUAAGUGGUCAGCAAGAGGCGUUGAAACAUUGA